This is a messenger RNA of Cryptosporidium muris RN66, 1386 nucleotides long. Its product is annotated as TBC domain-containing protein. NCBI's taxonomy places the organism in Eukaryota, Apicomplexa, Conoidasida, Eucoccidiorida, Cryptosporidiidae. Bases 1 to 1386 code for a protein of 461 amino acids. The record is from RefSeq and is a predicted model, not a curated record. The transcript has 2 exons.
AUGAUACAAGAAGUAUAUGAUGUUGAAUUGGGUAAUCUUGAUAAUGUAACUACUUCUGAAAAAUCAAUACAUGUGGGUUUUAUAAGGAAACUACUAUUGAGACACAAUAAUAGUUUGCAAUGUAGAGCUAUCUUAAAUUCUACAGUCUUUAACUAUCUUGAAGACAAAGAUUUAGAAGAAAUUUCCAUGGUAUGCAAAUUAUGGUUUGCAGAAGUUAAUUCAGUAGAAGUGUAUCAAUCGAGAUAUCCAAUUGGAUUUUAUAAUUUUUGUGAUAAGAAGAGACGCUGGAUAUGGAAGUGUGUUUUAGUUGGUGAUGAUACCUGUUCAGAAAUAAAUUACAUCCAGGUAGAUAAACAACUAGAGUCAUCAAACGUAAAUGAAGUAUUACUAGAAAAAAAUUUAAUCUCAUCAUCCAAAUAUUAUUCAGAAAUUUUAAAGGAUAUUAAUAGAACAUAUCCAAAUGUUUAUCAAUUUAAGGCUAAGCAAAAUCAAGAUACUAUGACUCAAUUAUUAUGUAGAAUUGCUAAAUCUUUACCUCAAGUAGGCUAUUGUCAGGGUAUGAAUUAUGUUCUUGGAAUUAUAUUGUAUGUAUUUAACUUUGAAUUAGAAUUAUCAUUUUCAGCUAUGAUGAAGUUAUUGAUUAACUGGGAAUAUCAACAAGUUUAUAAAGAAGGAUUUGAUAAACUUCAUAAAAUGUGCUAUACUUUUAAUGUACUUGUUGAGAAAUACUUACCCAGUAUAUAUCACAAUAUAUUUAUACAAUAUCAUAUAACAUCUGAAUUAUUUGCUAUUCCUUGGUUUAUUACACUAUUUACAUAUGAUUUAGCAGAUACUAUACAUAUUAAGAAUGCAGUUUAUAUUCUAGACAACAUAAUGAUACAUGACUCUUCAAAGUCUUAUAAUGUUACUAUUUAUAAAUUUGCAUUAUCAUUAUUAUCAGCUAUUGAAUAUAAUAUGAAAUUGAAACACAAAGAAAAGAGAAAUUCAGAUGUUUUCAUUAAUUAUACAGAUUCACAUAUUGAAACAAAAUAUAAUAAUCACUACAGUCAAAAUAGUAUAUAUGAAAACCUAAUAAACGGGUAUGAACAAAGUGACAAAAUACAUGAAAUGACUGAUAUACUACAAUAUAUUCGAGAAGAAUCAAAGUAUAUUUUGUCAGAUAUUGAAUCAGUAAAAUAUGUCAUUGAGCUCUGUAAGCAAUACUCUAUAACAGAUGAAGAUAUUAUACACAUUCAGAGUAUUUAUCGGGACUAUAACAAUUUUAUUAAUAUAUAUGAAUCAAAUUAUAACAAUCAAGAUAAUUAUGGGAUAUUUCAAUAUAUUUUAUCUGAUCUUGAAUGGUUCAAAUCAUACUCUUUUCAUCCCUUCUUCAAUAUUUCAAGCUAA